UAUGUCUGCUAAGACAAGCAUCUCAGCCACAGCUCAGCUGGCGCGCAGUCUCCUCACUCAGCAUCCAGCAGCACUGAGAGCGGCAUGGCAAGGGCUUUGGGAAGGUGUGGUGAGGGGCUGACGGGCUAACCGGACCUGAGAGCGCAUCAACAGCCAUCACCCUCAUUGUCGGCACCACCAGCAGAAACAGCAGCGGCUGCAGCAGUGGCAUCCCCCCCCCUAAGUCCUGAGUGAAGAAGCGCGCCGCUGAUGGAGCCACUCACACGCUAAUGAUAAAACGAUGCACCAGUCGCCGCCGACUCGGUGUUGGAGCAAGGAGGCAGGGCGCCGUUAACCCGACACAGAGCCGACCCGUAUCUAUGCGCGGUGCGCGCCUCUCUCCGGUCCCGUUUGCAGACGAUCGAGAAGAUGCUGAGCCGACUGAUGAGCAGCAGCGUCCGGAGUCUGGACAGGGAGUGCAACUGCACGGUGAGGCUGCUGGACGACUCGGAGUACACCUGCACGAUCCAGCGGGACGCCAAAGGACAGUACUUAUUUGACCUCAUCUGCCACCACCUUAACCUUCUAGAGAAAGACUACUUUGGCAUCAGAUAUGUUGAUCCAGACAAACAGAGACACUGGUUGGAGUUUUCAAAGUCUAUUGCCAAACAAAUGAAGUCCCAGCCACCUUUCACCAUGUGUUUGCGUGUCAAGUUUUAUCCACCAGACCCAGCUGCUCUCAAAGAGGAAAUCACCAGAUAUCUUGUCUUCCUGCAGGUUAAGCGGGACCUCUACCACGGCCGCCUCCUUUGCAAGACAUCAGACGCAGCUCUGCUAGCUGCCUACAUAUUACAAGCUGAAAUUGGUGACUACGAUCCUGGGAAACAUCCUGAGGGCUAUAGCUCCAAGUUCCAGUUCUUCCCCAAGCACUCGGAGAAGUUGGAGCGGCGAAUUGCUGAGAUUCACAAAACUGAGCUGAUAGGUCAGAGUCCUGAAACAUCAGAGCUCAACUUCUUACAAAAGGCCCAGACUCUAGAGACGUACGGAGUAGACCCUCAUCCAUGCAAGGAUGUGUCUGGGAAUCCUGCUUUUCUGGCUUUCACUCCGUUUGGAUUCACUGUGCUACAAGGAAACCGGAGGGUCCAUUUCCUCAAAUGGGAGGAGGUAACCAAACUCAAGUUUGAAGCAAAGACAUUCCACAUAUAUGCAACUCAGAAUGAGGAUAGGAAGAUUAUACUUACAUACUUUGCACCUACACCAGAGGCCUGCAAGCAUCUGUGGAAGUGUGGAGUUGAGAACCAGGCCUUCUAUAAGUUGGAGAAGUCAAGUCAAGUUCGCACUGUGUCCAGUAGCAAUCUCUUCUUCAAGGGUAGUCGCUUUAGAUACAGUGGAAAGGUUGCAAAAGAAGUGAUGGAACAAAGUGCCAGAAUCAAGAGGGACCCCCCGGAGAUCCACAGGGCGGGCAUGGUUCCCAGCCGGAGUUGUCCAUCUAUCACUCACGGUCCUCGUCUGACCAGCGUCCCCAGAACCCGGAGGAGAGCUGUGCACAUCUCCAUCAUGGAAGGUUUGGAGUCUCUUCGAGACAGUGCCCACUCCACGCCGGUGCGCUCCGUCUCCCAUGGCGACUCCUUCAUGUCUAGCCGGGGCCACCUGGAGGAUGGCAGCGAGGCCAGCACGUCAGGAGUGAUCUCCGAUGAGACCUACAGCCCCUCGGACAGCGUGCUGCCCACUCCUGUAGCAGAGCACGGGGCGGAGCUUUCUUCAGCUCGUCACCUCAACGGGGCACCCUGUAGCAUCGACGAGGAGAAGGAAUCGGAGGCAAGAGCCCUGAAGGAGGGGCAAGCAGGAGAGUUCAGGGCCGGCAGGAGAGCGCUGCGUGUGGUCCGUAGCAGGCCCUCACAGGGCGCUGAUGUAGAAGAUCUUAACAAGUUCAUCCUAAGCGUGCUGCGCCUGUUCCUAGUCACCAUCGGACUGCUGUUUGCCCUGCUGCUGCUGCUCAUCAUGCUGACCGAGUCCGACCUGGACAUAGCCUUCCUGAGAGACAUCCGCAAGACUCCUGAGUUCCAGCAGUUUCACUUCGAGUAUUUCUGUCCUCUCCGGCGCUGGUUCGCCUGUAAGUUACGAUGGAUGGGCGGUUUUCUCGUUAGCAAGUGAGAUGAAGCGACUGAGGAGUCCAAGACUUUACACAGGCCAACAUGUGGAAAAGACAGUACAGGCGAUAAGGGAGUGAACGGCGACGGCUUUGUUUAUAAUGGCUCUGCUUCUCCCAGGAGUUCCUGUAACAAGCCACAGACUGCCGUGAUUAUAAUGUAUGACUAUCACUUCAUAUGUAGGAACAGAAAUCACACUUUAUUUUAGCAAUUCAGGUCAUUUCAAGGUAUAUUAUUUUUACACAAAGUCCCAAUAGCAGGGUGAAUCAAAGCUUUGAUCCGAGUCUGUAAGGCUUCGCUCUUUCAGCCAGAGAUCAUAGUUGCCUUUAUUUUUCUAUUCAUUUGUAUGUUAUAACAUUACUGUGAGAGAGGAUGACGUGACAGUUUGUGGUGAUUUUCAACAAGACAGUUUAUGCAAAGUCCUGACGAGACACAAAAAACCCCCAGGAGAGGAUAGUUUAGCUUUAACAAACCAACAAUGAUUCAACAAUAAACAGCACCCUCUAUAAUUACUGGUAACCUUUAGUAAAGAUUUGCAAAAAGCCUUGAAAUGAUUUUUUUUUUAUAAAAUUAAAAGAAUUUAUACACAAUCCAACCUUUAGUUUAAUCACAGCAGGGGAAAAUACAUUUCUUUACAAGAAGUACUUAUUCUUUCUUUUUGCAAAAUCAGCAGCGCCACAUUUAUUGGCAGCCUUUAUGAUCGCUAAAAAAUAAAUGUAACUGAAGCGUGUUUACAGCUUUUAAAAUGGUGUUUAGUGUUUUGGAAAUACUACUUUGUAAUCUACGCUUUCCUUUUUCUGUGAGGUAAUUAAACGGCAUCAGACAAAGGCCAGUUUCUCUUGCCACUCUUCAAAAUGGAAAAGGCGAGAGGGAGAGUGUGCCGUUGAAGUGAGGCAGAUGUGUCUUUGAUCUUUCUUUGUCAGCACAUCGCAUCAAGAAACAUGUCUAACCCCGGCCCAUUUGGACAAUCAGAGCAAUAGCCACAAAAUUCCAAACAACUAGCAACAUGACAAACAAGCCUGAACCGGGAUAUGAGUUUAAAUCCCCACCACACACAGUAAGCAGAGUGGUAAGGACAUCUUAAGUGAGAAUUUGGUGGCAUCGUUCAGAAGGAUGAUUUUAAAACAUAUAGCCAAAUCUCCCUGGUUCUAUGAUCAUGUCAGUCCACAGAUCUAAUCUCGCUUGAGUUGAAGAGGAGGAAGUGGGCAUAAAAUAGAAUACGUGACUCUAAAUAAUCCAAAGAGAUUAUGCGUAGAGGUAUGGUAGCGGAAUGAAUUUAAAUUAAAGGUUGGGUUUUUUCUAAAAGGUUCAAUGUGUAAUAAUGCAAUUGCAACAGAAGAGGAACUCAUUUUAGGGCUUUUUUUUUUACAGAUCAUUUUUUAUCAACAAUUCCCUAAAAAAAUGGAGGGCUCUGUAAAAGCUGUUGCUAGAGGUUGGACCUGUGUGGGGGGAGGUAAGACAUAGAACCAGGAAACAUAACAUGGUGAAUGUAGAGUCCUCAACCAGAUAAUCUGUUUGGAACCCAAUAUCUGGCUACACUCAGUUAAAAUGACUACAAAACAUCUUUUUAUGGUCACUUAAUGACACAGAAAGUGAUGCAGGUGCUCCCCUGUCAGCUGGUUCAGUGUUUUUGAACAUGUAAUGUUCAGGUGUUUGUCAGGUGUUCUCGCGUGAUCGUUUUAGUACAAAAGCUUUUGGACCAUUAAAGUCAACAAAAUAAAAUAAGCCUUCAUCAGAAUAUAAAUAAUAUAUUGAGGUCAUAGGUUAACUGUUAACUUAAUAGGAGCCAAAUAACACAAUCAGUUUCUGUAUGAAGGGUUGGUGUCACUUUGCUGUAGUUUCCUUUACAGUAGCAGUAAAGUUGAAGGGAAAAUAUGAGCUAAUGGUCGUGGUAGUCAAGUGUUUGGUCAGUUCUUCUCCCAAAAUCUGUAGAAAGUUCAUCUUGUUGUGCAAUAAUGUUAAUAAAUCAAAAAUCCUUUCCAUCGAGGGAAAAAAAAUUGAUUUGUAAAGUUUGUAAAUUUUAAAAUUCUUGGUAUUUUCCCACAGUGUUAAGAGUUAGUUCUUAUGUCAGAUCUCCACAGUAGUGAGUCAUUUAAGUUUAUGUUACCCUGCUGUUUAUUAAUUUUUGCAUUUAUAUGUAAGCCUUAUAUUUAAAUUGUGUCCGUUUUUGUACACAUUGCUGUCUGUUUAUCAUAUGGAGGCCCCUCACAAUGGCUGUAAUAUGUUUGGAGCAUUGUUUUUACUGCAAGAAAAAAAAAAACUGUUUUCAAGCCCCUUAAAAGAAAGCCUAAGACAGUUAUUGUUUAAGUCAUACACAACGUUGUUCAUCGCCACGCCUACCAAAGAAACCUCUGUUGUCUCACAGCCUGUUUGCAUCAACAGAUGAAAGCUCUUCUAGUCUGCUGACCGUCUUCAGCCUUAUUACUCUGAUUUUUGCAAGCAAACCUACAAUGUGUCUUUAUUUAAAAAAAAAAAAAAACUAAACAGAAGUUAGUGUUCACAGUCAAGUGUUUGUCCUCAGGAUUAAAAAAGAAAAGAUACAUAAAUGCUACGUGCCAGUGCGGUGUAUUAGCAAAUGUGGAGCAUCAUGCUUUAAAAAGAGACAUCUUGAUAUAAUUUUGCUGUUUGUUGAGAUAUUUUAGUUGUAUACAGUUUAAGGUAAGUAGCAUUGACAAUUACUCUAUUAUUUCUACAGUUUCCAAAAGAAAAACAAUCCCAUAGAGAUCAUUUAUUUUUACACAUCAUAGAGACACAGCUUUUUACUUUGUAGCUCCAGUGGGUUUCAGUAACAUACUUAUAUGUACAGUUGAAGCCAUAUUUCUACAUACACUGAAUAAAAAGACACAUAACCUUU
Messenger RNA from Fundulus heteroclitus (mummichog), 4983 nucleotides. Its product is annotated as FERM domain-containing protein 5. Bases 409 to 2133 code for a protein of 574 amino acids. Lineage: Eukaryota; Metazoa; Chordata; Actinopteri; Cyprinodontiformes; Fundulidae. Gene Ontology annotation, cellular component: cytoskeleton. The transcript has 14 exons. Gene Ontology annotation, molecular function: cytoskeletal protein binding. The record is from RefSeq and is a predicted model, not a curated record.